Uloborus diversus is the source of this 666-nucleotide messenger RNA. Its product is annotated as sperm flagellar protein 1-like. Lineage: Eukaryota; Metazoa; Arthropoda; Arachnida; Araneae; Uloboridae. Bases 1 to 666 code for a protein of 221 amino acids. Gene Ontology annotation, biological process: regulation of cytoskeleton organization. Gene Ontology annotation, molecular function: microtubule binding. Gene Ontology annotation, cellular component: axoneme. The transcript has a single exon. The record is from RefSeq and is a predicted model, not a curated record.
AUGAACCAACUGGAUCCCGAUACCCUCAAGAACUUGUACGAUUGGCUGGACACCAUUCCGUUUAGUCGUUCUAAGAAGAAUUUAGCGCGGGAUUUUUCCGAUGCCGUCUUAACGGCAGAACUGGUAAAGGCCUUUUUUCCUGCCAUGGUGGACUUGCACAACUAUCCCGGUACACACUCGCUUCGGCAAAAGAUCGUGAACUGGUCGACCAUCAACAACAAAGUCCUCAAGAAAUUGGACUGUUUGCUGCCACAGUCUAUUCUGCAGGAUUUAGCGACCGCCAAGAGAGAAGUGGUCGAGCAGUUCCUCCAGAUGCUGAGGGAAAAGAUUCAAGCGAAGACUAAUGCCAAGACGGUCGCCAAGAAGAGAGCCAAAGCCCCCACCAAGACUCACGUUAAGGAUCCGGAUCUAUUGGAGGCCAUCGGUGACUCUCUGCGCAACGAAAGUCUGGUUCGUGGGAAGUUACAAGACGAAAUGGUGCCAAGAGAGCUGUUCGAUCAGAAGGUGGAGCAGCUCCUGAAGAGCGAAGAGACGAUAAGAGUCCUGACAGCAAGAAUAGAGCGUCUGGAAGCCACCAUUUUAUUGAAAGACAUGAAGAUCGAACGGUUGACUGCCAGCUUAGAUCGAUUAAAAGCAAAUCCGAAUGAAUCCUGCCUCGAAGACUGA